Molecule: messenger RNA, 1422 nt
Organism: Cotesia congregata
Lineage: Eukaryota; Metazoa; Arthropoda; Insecta; Hymenoptera; Braconidae
Source: the annotation of a GenBank genome assembly
AUGUUAAUAAAAGUGUCGUGUUCCCAAAUAACAACUUACAGUUCGCUUCAAACUGAUUCAGACGUCCAUUUCUACAGCCAUGUGAAACGACUUCUUGAAUUUUGUUUUUCUGACCGUCUCAAUCCUGUUGUUAUUACUGAAGAGUUGUAUGAUAAAAUUCACAAGAUUCCAUGGGAAAUCGUAGAGCCACCUACAAUUAUUCUCGAUAACAAUUUUGAAUCUAAAGAAAUCCAAGUUUUCAGUCCGAGAUACCCGACAUAUGUAUUGUUGGUUUCUGGGUCGAUUAAAAAAUUAAAGACGCUGUUCGAUAAUUUAAAAUCAACAACAACGUGGAGUGUAGAAUCUUACUUUUUUAUCGUUGACGUAGAAAAUUUUUGCGAAAACGCUAAUGAAGUUCUCAAAUUAUUAUGGAAGCUCGAUUUACUGUCAUCUUUUUAUUUGUGUCGAGAAUCUGAUUCUGACAAUUUGAUAAUCUACAAUUACAACCCAUUUACCAACUACGCACCAUAUCCAUGGAGAAGCGCUGAAACAACUAGUCAAGAAAUUACUGAGAAGGGAACACUACUUUAUCAAUAUUUCGAUAAUGAUCGGAGAGUUUGUCACAACAUUACCUUUGAUAAAACUAAAACGCUAGGCGAUCAUAAAAUUAAGACAACGGUAAUACUUAAGAUACACAAUGCUACUCGUGAUGAUGUGAUUGAUGUUAAAAAAAAUGAAAUAUCGGCUCUUUUAGCUGGACCGUCUCAUUACAGUAUUGAGACUUUGCAAAACUUGUUCGAUCAUCGUUAUCAUGUCUUUUACGAUCGGGAAUUAUAUCAGGAUAUCUUAAGCCAAAAUAUCUGGGUUACUGAAGAUGAUAAAAAAUUCUUGCAUUCUUGUAGUCAUAUUGAACUAUUUCGAUGCGCCAAAAAUGUUAGUGAAAAUUCUACAAUCGCUUGUAUUUAUAAAACUUCUUUACAAUUAAAAACCAUGAAAAAAUUUUCAAACGUGUAUAUGUCUAAAAAUCUAGUUUUUACAAAAUAUUAUGCACCGUGGACCCGGAAGAACUGGGCCCUGAAAAAGAAACUUGAUAAAAUCAGUCAAGAAGUAUUGGAAUCCGGGUUCUUAAAUCAUUUGGAUAGAGAAAUGUAUAUUAAUCGAAUAAAGAAAAUAAGAAAGAUAGAAAGAAUUGAAACUUCUGAACAAUUAGACGAAGUAACGGAAUUCGAUUUAAUCCCUGCUUACAAAAUUUUCGGGGUUAGUUUGAUCAUAGCGUUAUUAAUUUUUUGUGUGGAAGUAAUAAUAGAAAAAAUGUUUACUCAUCCUAAAACCGAUCAUAAGCAAACGAUGUCAAGAGUUGAACCAAAAAUUAAGCGCUCUAAGCUCCGAAAGACUAUCAAAAAACACAAGCGAAAUCGUAAUCGAAGAUUUUGGUUACCGUGA